Messenger RNA from Nematostella vectensis (starlet sea anemone), 2558 nucleotides. Its product is annotated as dynein light chain Tctex-type 5-A. Gene Ontology annotation, biological process: microtubule-based movement. The coding region runs from base 773 to 1396 and encodes 207 amino acids. Gene Ontology annotation, cellular component: cytoplasmic dynein complex; cytoplasm. Gene Ontology annotation, molecular function: dynein intermediate chain binding. The transcript has a single exon. NCBI's taxonomy places the organism in Eukaryota, Metazoa, Cnidaria, Anthozoa, Actiniaria, Edwardsiidae. The record is from RefSeq and is a predicted model, not a curated record.
AAAUUUACCUAAGUAAGUUUAUCUCAGAAGACAUCAAAGCAUGGCUUUCAAAACAAACAAGGCAUCCCAUUGAUCCCGCAACGCUAGAGAUGAACCCAAAGCUUCUAAGCCAUCCGUCAAAGACGUUUGAAAUCCUUAUUGACUUAAUGGACUAAGUGACACUUUGGGCUCUUACUUGAGCCAACUGAGCGCACGGCAAAUCCUUUAAGAUGCAAAUACGGCGUCAGAGUUGCGUCUCUACGCGAACGUCUAGCAGUCAACAAUGAAAAAUCUAGAGAAUUAUCAACUUGGGGAUAGUUAAACAAGAUAUCUUGAACGGUUCUUUUGGAGUGAGAUUGGCUUUGCUGUCUAUUUGAUUUCCAAACUCUGAGUUCAAGUCGAAAGAAGUGAAGAUAAAAGCGAUCGAGACGCCGUUCACAGAGAAGUCUGCCUUCCUUUGAGUCUUGAUAUCUACAGCGAAGAGAUCGAAGGGGACGGUUGUUAUUUACAGAACCAACAGAGAAGCGGUAGACUUGUGAACUAAGUAGCAUUCAACGGGUUUGUAAAGGUUGUAUUUUACUAUAUUAGACCUAGGCAAAAGGGAGCUAACUAAAACAAGUAGAGAAUUUUGAAAACUCGAAGAUCUCCACGACAGAUUAAGAACAAACCUGGACUACUUGUCUAUAUAAUUGUUUCGCUUCCUAAAGCAAGAAGAAAAUAAGGCACAGAUUAUUUGCAGAAUAAGCAGAUACCGAAAAGUAAUUUCCCAUAAGCCUACUGCAAAACGUUUGAGAUGUCCAAGCAAGCAGUAAAGUUCCCAAACCUGGGAGGCGCGAGCAUACAUCAAAUGGUGAUAGCUUUGUCCGCCGCGCGCAAAAUCAAACAGUUCUCAACGAGUCUUAUCAACUACAGGCGUCGCAACGCAGACAAAGGAAGUUACGAGGUCACAUUCACAGACGACCCAGUACUCUACGGCGAUGACGCCCUCAAAGCACCGAAAACCAGCCGAGAACGCCAAUUGACCGUCGGGACACCUUUGUAUGAGUUCGAUCUUGACGAUUCACCGCCGAACACAUAUCGACUUGAGCCGGGUAAGCAGUUUGAGGUAACGGUAGUGCAGCGAAUCAUGCGCGAAGUGUUCGAGGAGGAGAUCAAAGACUUGGAGUAUGACGCCGAAAAGUGCGCGCCGCUAUGCAAGAGACUGAGUGAUGUGGUGAAGGCGAGAGUGAAGGGGCUGCAGUACCCGAGGUAUAAGAUCAUUGCGCUUGUGUACGUGGGUCAAAAGGAAGGGCAGGACGUCCGAAUCACCAGUCGAUGCGUGUGGGACACGAGGUUCGACAACUGCGCACAGUAUGCCUACGAGGGGCUCCAUGACACCUACGCGGUCGGAAUGGUAUAUGGGAUUUAUCAAGAGUAAAUACCCGGUAGUCUACGGGAUUUAUCAAGAGUAAAUACCCGGUGGUCUACGGGAUUUAUCAAGAGUAAAUACCCGGUGGUCUACGAGAUUUAUCAGGAGCAAAUACCCGGUGGCCUACGGGAUUUAUUAGGAGUAAAUACCCGUUGGACUACGGAAUUAAUCAGGAGAAAAUACCCAGUGGCCUACGGGAUUUAUCAGGAGUAAAUACCCGGUGGCCUACGGGAUUAAUCAGGAGUAGAUAGCCGGUGGUCUACGGAAUUUAUCAGGAGAAAAUACCCGGUGGUCAACGUUAGUUAUAGUAGUAAUACUAUUUCUACGGCAUUUAUCAGGAUUAGAUAUGUCUACAGCAUUUAUUGUAGUAAUUAUAAUUAAGGCAUUUAUCAGGAGUAAAGAAGUCUACGGCAUUUAUCGUAGUAAUCAUAGUUCUACGGCAUUUAUAAGGAGUAGAAAUGUCUAAGGCAUUUAUCAUGAGUAAAGAGGUCUAUGGCGUUUAACAGAAGUAAUUGUCUGGUGGUCUAAUUUAUCAGUAGUGCACCUUUAACUGCUAAUUAUGGCAAAUCAAAAUCUGUGUGCAGUACAAGGAAACAGGGACUAUAGAGCAACGCUCCUCCAACUUUACCAAGCCUCACCUGCCAGCCAAGUCCUGUGCGUCAGUAUUAGCGCCUUUAUCAAUCAGUAAGGAUGCGAUACGUGCCAUGCCUUCUGCCGACGUCAUGUGAUUGGCACCCGCUGGACUAGAAGCAGAGCCUGCCAUCCAUGGCCUGAUCAAUAAAUAGAGGCUCAUGGUCAGAAUACAGUAUCGCACAUUAGAUAGCUCAAUCAAAAAAAUAUAUGCAUAAAUAUAAAAAAAUAUAUAUGCAAAAUAUAUGUAUAUAUAUAUAUAUGCAUAAAUGUAACAAAUAAAACCUCAAGAAUAUCCAUAUCUCGCACCUCAUUCAGCAGAGGUGAGAGGCCCUAUAAGCUGACGCACUAACAUACUGGGCCACCAGUUAUUCCACUACCUUCCACCACUCUAUAAAAUUUCUUACAGGGCAUAGGAAAUACUCUCAGUAUCUUACAAAAUGUUUUUUUACAAAAUUAACCAGAAAAUUCAUAUAAAAAUACCCAGACAUAUUGUAAAUUAUUAGGGAAUGAUUUAAAUAAACCCCAAAAAGCCUGCUAA